This is a messenger RNA of Beta vulgaris subsp. vulgaris (sugar beet), 1443 nucleotides long. RefSeq names its product putative F-box protein At3g29830. The record is from RefSeq and is a predicted model, not a curated record. The transcript is spliced from 3 exons. Gene Ontology annotation, molecular function: protein binding. Lineage: Eukaryota; Viridiplantae; Streptophyta; Magnoliopsida; Caryophyllales; Amaranthaceae. The coding region runs from base 1 to 1443 and encodes 480 amino acids.
AUGGCCCUUAACCAAGACCAUUUUUCUUUACUUCCAGAAACUCUUCUCAUCACCAUACUCUCACUUCUUUCUCUCAAAGAUGCUGUUAAGACAAGCAUCUUGGCAAAACAAUGGCGUAAUUUGUGGCGUUUUCGGACUAAUGUCGAAAUCAACGACCGCCAUUUCUUAACUAUAAACAAUAAUGGGAACCAUGAACACCAAAAUGAUGAGCCUGAUCAAAUGCAAAACCUUAAAAAACUUCAACAAGUUGCUUGUAUAAACUUUGGGUAUAGAUGGCUUCAAAAUCAAACAAAUUCACCCUCUAUAUCAUCUUUUUCCCUAACUUUUUCCGACCCUCAAAACUACCAAUUUAAUAUUGAGAGUUUCAUAUAUCUUGCCCUUUUACGUCAAACAAAGUCUCUUAAACUUGAUUUCUCAUGUUUAAAUAGUGAGGCACAACUUCCAUUGAAUAAUAGUAGUACGUACGUAGGAAGAUUUGAUCUUCCACAAUUUGUUUAUGAAUACAAGUCAUUGGAGUCCUUAAAAUUGGUGUCAUGUGUUUUUAGGGUUGACAAGUUUAUGUAUCUUGGUCGUACCUUAAAAAGUAUUUCUUUAGGGUGGAUAGAGAUAACUGAUGAAUCCAUACUUCGAAAACUGGUGAAAAAUUGUCCUUUAUUAGAGAGUUUAAUUGUGUCUAAGUGCUUUAAAUCAACGAUUUAUGUGAUUGAAUCCAAAAGUUUGAAGACGUUAAUAAUAGAUAAGUGUGUCGAUUUGUUAGCCCUAAGUGUCAUUGCACCCAAUCUUACAUGUUUCAAGUAUUGUGGGUCAUUUGUGCAAUUUGGAUUGAGCAACUUCCCUAAUUUGGAAAGGGCAGACGUUGAUUUUGGGCUCAUUGAGAUGUUUGAUGAGGAAGAUGGAGACAAGAUUGCCCCUCUCCUCUCCAAGUUCUACUUUGCAAGAUCUCUAACCGUUUGUAGUUACAUAAGUCAGGUAUUAUUUUACAAUGAUCAGGUUUUUCCUCUUGCAUUAAGGCUUCGUGGACGACCUCUUGUGAACAACCUUACAAUAAAAACUGCAUUUCAUCCAUCUGAGUUUAAUGGUAUAUAUCUUCUAUUAGAUACUUAUCCUUUGUUGGAGAAACUCCAGUUCGAGUUUGGACAACCAACUAUCUUCGAGGAAGACUUGGCCUUGCUUGGCCAUGACAUGUACGAAACACUUUGGUCUGAAGAACCAUCGAGGAAUGGCUGCGUGACAAAUAAUUUGAAAGUUGUGGAGAUUAAAGGGUUUCGAGGAAGUGUUAAUGAAUUUAAAAUUCUAAUUUUUUUGAUAACAUAUGGACGUGCCUUACAAAAACUCAUACUAAAAGUGGCGGAGAAUAAUCGCAAUGCAGAAAUACUUGCUACGAUCCUCAGAAAUACUGCUAUGCAACACCGUAAUGCUUUGAACGUUGUAGUUAUCUCUUAA